Messenger RNA from Aspergillus campestris IBT 28561, 2019 nucleotides. RefSeq lists its product as uncharacterized. The transcript is spliced from 2 exons. Bases 1 to 2019 code for a protein of 672 amino acids. The record is from RefSeq and is a predicted model, not a curated record. Gene Ontology annotation, molecular function: DNA-binding transcription factor activity, RNA polymerase II-specific; DNA binding. Gene Ontology annotation, cellular component: RSC-type complex; nucleus. Lineage: Eukaryota; Fungi; Ascomycota; Eurotiomycetes; Eurotiales; Aspergillaceae. Gene Ontology annotation, biological process: regulation of transcription by RNA polymerase II.
AUGAACUACCUACACCACCCAUACGCCUACACCGGCCAUCCGGCUAUCCCCAUGGAUCAGCCCGUCUCCUUUGAUCCCGCCAUGACACACCCCGCCAUGAUUCACCCCAUGGACGGUUACCUCUACCCGCAUCCCCCCUUUGACAUGGUCGACUACUACCACCAGCCCAUUAUGGACUACGAAGAAUACGCGGAGAACCUCUCCCGACCCCGAUUGACCAAGGAGCAAGUCGAGACCCUCGAGGCCCAGUUCCAGGCCCACCCCAAGCCCAGCAGCAAUGUUAAGCGCCAAUUAGCCGCCCAGACGAACCUGAGUCUCCCCCGAGUGGCUAAUUGGUUCCAGAAUCGUCGUGCCAAGGCAAAGCAGCAGAAACGCCAGGAGGAGUUCGAGCGGAUGCAAAAAGCAAAGGCCGAGGCCGAAGAGGCCGUCCGCGGCAAGCCCGAGGAUGCCGAGAACUCCGACGCCCCCCGGGACACCACCACCGUCAAAGAGGAGACCCCCAAAGAGACCCCCAAACCCUCCGAACCGUCGGUGGAGCGACCCAAGCCCAAGUCCUCCCGAUCCAAGCAUCAGAAGACCCGGAGCGAGUCCGCGCGCGAGGCCACCUUCGCCUCGUUGCAACGGGCCCUGAACGCCGCCGUCGCCGCCCGCGAGUGCUACGGGGAGAACGACACCGUGCCCGAGGGCUCGGCGUCGCCGAUCCCCGCGUCCGCUACCAAGUCCACCCCCGAACUCGGAGGUCCCAACGAAACCACCCCGGCUUUUGCCGACUGGGAGAGCGUCAAGGACUCGACCGCCUGGGGCCCCUCCCACAGCCCGGAGUCGCUGGCCUACGGCAACCUGGACGCCGUCUCGUUGGCCUCGGCGGACUCGCUCAGCGUCCCGGAGUUUCACGCCCCGCAGCCCGAGGAAUGGACCAGCCAGGCGCAGACGUCCGCGUCCGUCCCCGCCUACACGGCCGCCUCGCAGGCGGACACCUACCACGCUGGGCCGUAUCCCCUGCCCCAGCAGACCCUGUCGCACAGCAAAUCCUCGGACGAGCUCGCCGACUCCCUCGAGGGCAUCGAGAUCGACUCCCAGAUGGCCCAUAGCGCGGAGACGUCCUCGUGGAAGGAGAACGCCAAGGAGCUGGACCUGGCGGCCCGCCGCAAGCGCCCCAGGCCCGCGGCCAUCGGCACCUCCCGGUCGUCGUCGUCCUUGCUGGGAGCCGCCGCGUCCAUGUCCCCCACCGCGCGGGCGCCUAGCUAUGGUGCCGUCCGACAGUCCAAGUCGGCGCAGAACCUGAACGCCCGCUACGCCGGGGUCCGCAAGGCGUCCGCCGCCCAGCGAUCGCCCCUCAACAUGUCGACCUUCGCUGAAGCCGGCGCCGCCCUGGCGUCGGCCAAGGCGGAGAUGCUCCAUCCCAUCACCACAGGCGCUCUGGCCCCGCCCACGCCCCUGACCCCCGAAGAUUUCCAACACCUGCUCCCCACAUCCCCAAGCGACGGCGGCUACUGCCUGUCGGCCCACCCCACGAGUCAGCUGUUCCCCACGACGCAGCCGAUGCAGAUCAACGUCGCCUCGCCGCCGGCCACGCCCAUGAUGGACAUGAUGUCCUCGUACGCGUACCCGGGGGUAGCCCCGCCCAUGUCGGCCCCGGCGCAUUACACGUCGUUCCCCGACUAUGCCAGCUGCGAUGCACCGCGGAGCUGGACCGACGCCACGUCGAUGCCGUCUCCGGAGGCCUCCUUCCACAGCCGGUGUCCGGUACCGCCCCACGGCGACCUGUCGUGUCUGUCCUACGAACAGAGCCUCGACCCAGAGGCGGUCGAGAACAUCCCCGUGUCGAGCUCCCCGUCCCUCGUCUACUCAGCAGACGUAGACAUGUCGGGGGACGUCAAGACCGAGUUCCGCUUCGAGGAGUUCCCAAAACAGCACGAAGCCCACCGGUACGUGGCGCAGCAACUACCCUGCCACAAGCCGAAACAAUACUCCUUUAACAACACAACACCGAACACCUUCCUCGAGGGAACCACCUGA